Messenger RNA from Sclerotinia trifoliorum, 2243 nucleotides. The record is from the annotation of a GenBank genome assembly. Lineage: Eukaryota; Fungi; Ascomycota; Leotiomycetes; Helotiales; Sclerotiniaceae.
UCACUCCUUCCCUCCUUCCCUCCUUCCCAUCUUCUUCCCUUCUUCCCAUCUUCUUCCCUCAUCCUUCUUAAAAGAUCCUCAAAAUCCAAAUCUUCUUUAGUACAUUUCAAUCCUUCAAAGUACUACAUUACACUCCUUCUUCUCUUCCUAAAGACAGCCAGUCUGCUUUAACUCAUUUCACUCACUGCAAGUCAGCUUGAAGCCUUUUUAAAGAAUCCAUCUUCCCCUCAUCAACGACUCAUACACAUACAUCAAACAAUUCACCUCAAUUCACAUUCUUUACUUCAGCCCUGCUCACCAACGAGGAAUAUCACCUUCCUCACCACCUUCCUUUUGAAGAUCGAUAUCAAUCAUUGAAAUUGCCAGUCAUUUUCAAUCUUCACACUCCCUCGAGUCAUAAGUUGAACAAUUUCAUACUUGAGUUCUGGUUUCAGAGAUUCACUCAAAGAUACCCAAUAUACAACCACACCCAUUUCCCGAAAUCAAAUCAAAUCAAACACACAAAUCACCCUCAAAAUGAAGUACACAACUGCCAUUCUUUCAGGCCUCAUGGCUGCUACCGCUGUAGCUCAACCCCACCUUCGUCAUCAACAUGUCGCCAGACACGAAAAGCGAGAUAUUGCCUGGGUUACCGAGAUCGAAAUGGUGACCGAGACGGUUGAUUAUACGACCACCGUUUGGGUUUCCGCUGGUCAAUUACCUGCUCCAAGUACCAGCGCUCCAUCUGUGACUCCUACAACCUUGGCAACUAUUCCAAAGUCUUCCGCUGCUGCUUCCACUUCUGUUCCAAAGUCUACUGCUGCGGCCUCCACGUCUAUUUCAAAGUCUACGGCCGCAGCUAGUAGCUCAACUAGAGCUGUUCUCGAUCAGAAACCAAGCUCCUCAAGCUCUUCAUUUGUGGCUCCAUCUUCUUCUACUUUCGUUUCUGUUGCUGCUCCAUCUACGACACAUACUUCCGCAGUCGUUCUUCCUACUACCUCCAGCAUCGCCCCGGUAGUUAUUCCAACUACCUCGAGGGUUGCACCAGUCGUCAUUCCAACCACAUCAAGUGUCGCACCCAUUGUUAAACCAACUACCUCAAGCGUUGCCCCGGUUAUUCCAACCACUUCCAGUGUAGCCCCAGUCGUUAUUCCAACCACUUCAAGUGUCGCGCCAGUUGUCAUUCCAUCCUCAACAGCUGCAGCUCCCGUCCCAGCAACAACCUACGCAUCAUCAUCCUCUUUCUCUGGGUCCUCAUCUAAAGUUUGCGGUUCCGGUACUCCAUGUACUGGAGAUAUGACGUACUAUGAAGCUGGUCUUGGAGCUUGUGGAAUCACAACUGAUGGAUCCACAUUUGCAGGUGUUGCUCUUCCAGUUGGUCUCAUGGGUUCCCUCUCAAACAGUAACCCAUACUGUGGAAAGACAAUCACCAUCAAGUGUAACUCCACUGGUAAAACCGCUCAAGCAACCGUCAUCGAUAAAUGUAUGGGUUGCGAGGGUAACUCAAUCGAUCUCACAAACUUCGUAUUCGAUCAGCUUGCUGAAGAAGCUGUUGGCCGCACUCAAGCCACUUGGUACUUCAAUGAUUAAAUUCCUCAUCGAUCUCUCUCGGUUUUCAUAUUUGAUACUCCGGUUAUUCAUUACUCGGAAUAUCAAACAAAAAAAAUCAUUCUCAUUCUCCUGGAUAUAAAUAUCGCCAGUUCGAUAUAAAGAGUAGAUCUCUUUCAUCUAAGGCUUUUGCACAUGGCAUCUUUUUGAAAAAGAUACGUAACGAAUCUCUUUGGGAUAUCAUAUCAUUGGGAGGUUUUGGUUUUGUGGUGAUAUAUCCGUCGGUUUAGUUUGUUAGUUGGGUUUGAGGAGAGUUUGAGGAGGAUACCUAUGCAUGGAAUGGUUGGUCAAGGAUAUCACAUCACAUCAUCGCAUUAUCUGUUUGGCGUUCUUACCCCGUUUGGAUCUUUCACAUUUACAUGAUGUUGCGCUUUGAGUUCGGAAAUUUGAAGCACAUGCAUUUCAAGAUACGAACCAUAUCUCAUUGAGACAUGAAAUGGAAGGAAAAGUCAAAAGAUAAAAGCUCAUAUGGUUGGAGGGAGGAGGAUUUUUUUCUUUUUUUCACCAAAAAGCAAUAUCGAUGAAAAGUUACAAGGAGAUGGAGAGAUUGCACAAAAAACAAAAUGAAACAAAUGAUAUGAAUAUAGCUUCUUGUACAUACAUAUACCCACCACUUUAGAUUUUAGUGUUUAGAUUGAACACGAAAUUCUUAUGAU